This is a messenger RNA of Tuber aestivum (summer truffle), 1436 nucleotides long. Lineage: Eukaryota; Fungi; Ascomycota; Pezizomycetes; Pezizales; Tuberaceae. The record is from the annotation of a GenBank genome assembly.
AAGACGUGGUUUUUCCUGUCCACGCUGAGAACAGUUUUCAUGAUCCGGCCGAAUACUCUAAUCACCUGGCUGGUGAAUCGGGGACGCGGCAAGAUAUCACUUUUAAAGAUUCUUGGAACUUUCCCUAGUGGGUUCAAGCACAUGGGCGUUCCCAAGGCGGACCCUGGGAUAUUUAACGUUUUCGUAGUGAUUUUCUAGCGGUGGUAAUUGUGGUUGGUUGAGCAUAUUGUAUGUUCUACGCUAUCCUCGACCACUAGUUCCUAGAGUUCAUGCUAACCAAGAAUAAUGUCAAGCGAUUGAGAAGUUGUUUGGCAGAAUAAACAACUAUCCGAUUAGCCCAUCUGAGGGACUCAUCGCGAUCGAGGUCACUAAUAUUUUUGGCUCAUUCUUCGGCAGAUACCCACCCGCUUUAUCAUUCCCUCGUACGGCAGUCAAGUCAAAAGCCGGCGUGGGCACAGCCUUUGCUGGGGUAAUCACUGGUAUCGUCGGGCUGCUGGUAUUUACCUCUUGACCUCGGUGUUCUUCUACAUCUCUAACUCCAGUCUCUCCGCUGUCAUCAUCCCUGCCCUCGGCGAUCUAACCACCCUUCUCAACAUAGUGUACAAAUUCUAGUUCACCUCCCGGCUGAAAGUGAUCACCUUCUCCGCGGCUGUCAUCGUGGCUGUAUUUACGUCUAUUGAGAAUGGUAUCUACGUUACUAUUCCGCUCUCCGCUGGAAUUAUGUUGUUCAGAAUUGCGACGGCCAGGCGGCAUCUGCUGGAUAAAGUUGAGGUGUACUCAGCCACGGGUGAUAGUUUGUAUGGUAUCGACGACAGUAGUGGCUGAGGGAGCGAAGUCGUGCUGUGCAAUGCGCCAGUAGAACUGGUGAAGGGCAGCGCAGCGAACAAGACUCUGGGGCGCAGUCUUGAGAACAACGUUGCGAGAAACGUUUACUUACCACUGGAUCUAGGAGACGGCUCGCACCCAAGCUUAAAGGUCGUAAGCUCAUAUUCAAGAAUCUUCAUUUACCAUUUCUCGGAAGGUAAUUCUCUCGCUUCACCCUUCUGUUCCUCAUAAUCUCCAACCAAUAAUACCCAGGCUUUCUCUAUACCAAGGCCUCCCAUUACACUGAAAACUUCGUGCAGCACAUCUUCUCCGCCACCUGACCUCACGCACCAACAACAAUCAUCGACGGGGGAGAUCGAGCCAAGAAUGACCCCCUCCCAAGGCCUGUGCGAUAGCCGCCGCCGAUGCACUGCCCUGCUCCGUGCGUUAAUCCUAGACUUCCCCUCUGCGAAUAUCGUCGACACUACCUCCGUUCAGAAUCUCAUCGACGGGCACGCACAACUAGAUUGGCACCCGACACGGUGGAAUCGCACUUCACCUCCAUCGGGCCUCGCUGGACGAAGCGUGCCUUGACUACGUCUAGAUUCAGACUCCCCAGUGACGCAGAAGGG